GUUUUUCCCCCUCCAUCAUCAGAAGAAACAAGUCCCCAUCUUAGAAUUUUAUCUCUAUUUUAUACCUAAAAUUCAUACGAAAAGCCACACAUAAUUUGCCGCAAAGCGGAUAAGCUAAAGGGUAACAACGAUAUGCAAAACGCUGACGACACAGUGUCGCUAUUUACAGCGGAGGAGGAAGGCUGUUACACACCAACUCACACUAGCAUGCCAUCUGAUGAUUGGGAAUUACCCAGCUACUCACGCCUCAACACUGUUGGGAUGUGCCCCUGGAAGGACACAACCUAUAUUAUUCGCAACGCCGAGACGGAUCUUGUUAUAUCGCUCAAUGACGGUGAUUUGAUCUUGAGUCCUCAAGAAAAGGGUCAUUAUUGCCACUGGCAUUGUGUUGAGAAUAGUGAAGGGUGGUUUGGAUUUCGCAAUGUUGCUGCAGGGAGAUAUAUUGGCCAUAAUAACAAUCGCAGGAAUUGGCGAUUUGUGGUAGAAGGGAGGCAACAUCGUGAAUGGGAGUAUUUCUGCGCACGACAACACCCUAGCGGUGGCCAUAUCCUUUUGGUGAAGCACUGGAAUGGAUUCCAGCCAAUGACCGUCGGAGGACCGGACAAUACGGAAUUGGUUGUUGGUGAACGAGACGUUGAUCCCGCACGCUGGGAGUUUAUUAAGAUUGAAUCAUGAAGUUGAAGGCUUGACGGGUUUUGCCUUAGAGUCCAAAUAAGUCAAAUGCCUCGCACAGCCUUUAUAGUUUCAAACUUGUUUCCUUUGCGUAGUAUUUUGCAUUUAAAGAGAAAGGAAAUUCGAGAAAAUUUUCACGCUUUAUUUAUUACUCGGGCAAGAGAAGCUGUCAAUACAAUGUGAAUUUCCUCAACUAUGGGGUUGUGAUCAUGGUCACAACAGCAUUUACAGGCAAGAGGUUUAAUGCUAGUUGCUCGGGGUUUUGGAUUUAUAAUAUAUUUGAAAAAGUAGCACCCUAUGAUGUCUUUCGACUAGCAACGUUGUGAUUGAACAAGGAGAG
This is a messenger RNA of Talaromyces proteolyticus, 1012 nucleotides long. RefSeq lists its product as uncharacterized. The coding region runs from base 133 to 675 and encodes 180 amino acids. NCBI's taxonomy places the organism in Eukaryota, Fungi, Ascomycota, Eurotiomycetes, Eurotiales, Trichocomaceae. The transcript has a single exon. The record is from RefSeq and is a predicted model, not a curated record.